AUGAGUGACGACGAAAGCCGAUCUGAAUCUGCCUCAGAGUCUGAGGAGAAGGCUAAGCGUGAGGCGGAAGAAGCUGCCAAGAAGCAACGCAAACCUGGCCAAAAGAGGAAGGGUUUGGGAGGCCUUUCACCAGAGAAGAAGAGGUUACUCAAGCAACUGAUCAUGCAAAAGGCGGCAGAUGAAAUGAAGGCGGAAAUGAAGAAGCGACAAGAGGAGAAGGACAACUACCUCCGAUCAAGAGUUCAAGCCCUUCAGUUGGACGGUCUCGAUGACGGUAAUUCUGAAGUUUCGGCUUUAUUAGGUGAAAUCCUUGAGAUGCUAGUUAGUCGUCGAAAGCCAUUUACUUUUAUCUUCCCCUCAGCUGCUCUUGCCAAGAAGGUUCGAGAGCUCCAUGCUCGGGUAGCUCAACUGGAGGGUGAAAAGUACGACUGGGAAGUGAAGCUACGACGGCAGGAUAUUGAAAUUAAUGAGCUCACCAUGAAGGUGAAUGAUGUCAAAGGCAAAUUCGUCAAACCCGUGCUUAAGAAAGUUUCCAAGACUGAAAGCCAACUUGCACGUAUCGAAAAGAAGGAGAAGACGCUGGCCUCAUUCCGAACCCAACUGAAGUCCACUGGACAAAACAAAUUCGCCCUUGAAGAAAAGGAUGAGGCCUCUCAUGUAAAGUUUACAAAGGUGGAUUUUCGAGACCAAUUAAAGCCAGCGGGUGAAGGCGAGGCUCCAAAGGAGGCUGCAGAAGAGUAA
Molecule: messenger RNA, 741 nt
Organism: Hydatigera taeniaeformis
Lineage: Eukaryota; Metazoa; Platyhelminthes; Cestoda; Cyclophyllidea; Taeniidae
Source: the annotation of a GenBank genome assembly